GCUCGUCUGGAGGGCGAGCGGCUCUGCACCUCCACACAUUACGGUGCUCGGCUUGAACACAACUCGAUGUUGCGAUGGGAGUAACAGUGUAACAAGCAAGGUGACGAGCAAGGCGAGCCGCUCGGCGUUUCACUGCAGUUGUCGUAACUUUGUAUGUGUCUGUGACACGGAAGCUUUUGCUUUGACGCCAGGUUUUGAGCAUUUUAUUGUCAUUUUAACACCCAGUACCGUUGACAUCUCUCGUUAGGUGUGCGCAGUCUCGAGCCGCGAUUUAGACAAACAGAUCUUGAGGUGCGCUUACCCUGGGGAUAUUGCUACAUUUACGGGUUGUGUACAUUUUUUGGAGCUGAAAAUAGCGCAAAAAGGGAAAAAUACAGAAGCGGGGAUGCUGAAAGUCACCAUGCCCUCCUCCAGAUCUGGAGCCGCAUCAGACUACUGGAUCGACGGCUCGAACAAGGAGACCUUGGCAGAUUAUUACGAACUGGAGUCUGAACUGGGACGGGGUGCGACCUCUGUUGUGUUCCGAUGUAGGCAGAAAGGAACUCAGAAGCCAUACGCAGUGAAAAUGCUGAAGAAGACAGUGGACAAGAAGAUCGUUCGUACUGAAAUUGGAGUUUUGCUCCGGCUUUCACAUCCAAAUAUAAUUAAACUGAAAGAAAUAUUUGAGACUCCCACAGAGAUCAGUCUGGUGCUGGAACUUGUCACAGGAGGCGAGCUUUUUGACAGGAUUGUGGAGAAAGGCUAUUACAGUGAGCGGGAUGCUGCAGAUGCUGUUAAACAAAUUCUGGAGGCCGUGGCGUACCUGCAUGAGAAUGGUGUUGUCCAUCGGGACCUGAAGCCUGAGAACCUUCUCUAUGCCACCCCUGCGCCCGAUGCACCACUGAAAAUAGCUGACUUUGGAUUGUCAAAAAUUGUGGACGACCAGGUCACCAUGAAGACUGUGUGUGGAACGCCUGGAUACUGUGCUCCUGAAAUUUUGAGAGGUUGUGCUUAUGGGCCUGAAGUUGACAUGUGGUCAGUGGGAGUCAUUACCUAUAUUCUGCUUUGUGGUUUUGAACCAUUCUAUGAUGAACGAGGGGACCAGUAUAUGUUCAAGAGGAUUUUAAACUGUGACUAUGACUUUGUCUCCCCCUGGUGGGAUGAUGUGUCAUUGAAUGCUAAAGACUUGGUAAAAAAGUUAAUUGUACAGGAUCCUAAGAAACGUCUCACUACUCUUCAAGCCUUGCAACACCCCUGGGUGACCGGGAAGGCAGUUAAUUUUGCACAUAUGGAUAACGCUCAGAAGAAACUUCAAGAAUUCAAUGCUCGUCGUAAAUUAAAGGCAGCAGUCAAAGCUGUUGUCGCUUCAACCCGCUUGGGAAGUGCCAGUAGUCAUGGCAGCCACGAGAGCAGCAAAAACAGUCAUAGCGCGUCACCCAUCCAGGAGGCGGAGCCCAAUACAGAGCAGACACAGGACCAGGCACAAAUAGAAAGUGAAGGCUGUUAGGCCUCUAGUGAUGUCUGCCUCAGAAACUUUUCUGCAAUCCAUUGUUAACUGCAGAGUCUGAAAGCUUUAAAAGGCUGUAUUCUUGGUUCCUUUCUGUUUAUUUUUUCCCCUCAGAUUCAAUACCGGUGGUCGUAAUGAUGUCUGGGACUGGAGAAAAGUCACACAUCACUGAAUCUGUAAUGCAUGUGACUGCUUUUAUCAAAAUAAAACUAGCACAAGACAGCCUGUGUGACAUGUGAAUGGGCACCAUGCUAUGAAAAUGCCAAGUGUUUCACCAACAUGUGAAUCAGAUAAUUCUUGCAACCGUCUAUUCGUUUGCUUCCUUUCUAGGGUUUCAAACUCACCAUAUUGUGCAGUUUGACAAUAAUGAUUUUACUGUGGGUUAUUCUUUUACUUUUUAAUUUUUUGCCUGAUACAUCUCAUGGUAAGGUAGAGCAUUCUUGGACUGCACGCUUUGCAAAUAAAUUAUCAUACUCUCUGUAAGUACGGGGCGGUGGGGGGGCAGAGGUGCUUUGAAGGAUUCAGAUUUCAAAAUGUUUACAGAACUUGUUUAGAUUUAUAUGCAAAAUACAUUCCACUGAUUAAAACAGCAGAUGAGGUGAGAAUUUCAAUACCUUUCCUGAUGGCCAUAAUGUUGAACCUUUCUUGAUCUUUUAGGGAGAA
This is a messenger RNA of Erpetoichthys calabaricus (reedfish), 2149 nucleotides long. RefSeq names its product calcium/calmodulin-dependent protein kinase IV (gene camk4). Lineage: Eukaryota; Metazoa; Chordata; Cladistia; Polypteriformes; Polypteridae. The record is from RefSeq and is a predicted model, not a curated record. Gene Ontology annotation, molecular function: calmodulin binding; calcium/calmodulin-dependent protein kinase activity; ATP binding. Gene Ontology annotation, biological process: protein phosphorylation. The transcript has 11 exons. Bases 386 to 1486 code for a protein of 366 amino acids.